GUGUGUGUGUUUGUGUCGAGCAGAGAGGAAGACUCGGGCUGCCGCUCUCUGGGGGAACCAGACUCCAGUCCAGCCUCGAGUCCUCUAAUCCUCUCGUCCUCUAGUCCUCUAGUCCUCAUCCUGGAGCCCGGAGACCGAGCGACGACCGGACUGCAGCCGGAGAUGACGCCCUCAGAACCUCUUCGCCUCGGCCUCGUUACGCAACGUGUGACCCGAGGAUAACCGCCAACCCCCCCGAGGGCGCUCGUAUUGGACCGACCCAGACCCAGAGCCCCCCCCCCCCCCAGGCAGCAUGGGAGACGGGAGCUGGGUCUGUCUGAGCCCAGCUGAGUUCACCCAGCUGCAGCAGUACAGCGAGUACUCCACAAAGAAGCUGAAGGAUGUGCUGGAGGAGUUUCACGGCGAAGGAGUUCUGUCCAAAUACAAUCCAGAGCAGCCCAUCGACUACAAGGGCUUCCAGCUCUUCAUGGCCACGUACCUGGAGAACGACCUCCCAGAGGAGCUGUGCCAGCACCUCUUCACCUCCUUCAAGAGCAAGACGGGAGGACGCUCCCCCGACCCGGCCCGCGGGGGAACCGGCCUGCUGGAAGCUCGUUCCAUUGACGCGGGCAUCUCCAUUCAGACCGAAGUGGCCUGUGCCCCCAUCACAGGGAUAAAUGGGAAGAGCAUCCUGUCCGCAAUGGGCCACCACACGCCGGAGCUCUCGGGGGCCGCCGCCGCCUCCCCGGCCUCGUCUCGCUCCUCCUCGCAGCGCUCGGGGACGGGGGUCCACGCGCCCGGGGGGGUCCACCGGUCUCCCUGCACCCAGGCCAGACCCUCGGAGGGGAGCAGCAACGCGCUGACCCCCAGCGCCGGCCCCGCCAGGUCGCCGGCGUCCCCCAAACUCUCCCCAGACCCGAGUCGCUCCGAGAGACACCUGUCGCUGCGCAGGAGGAGCCCGUCGCCCCAGAAGGGGGGGACCCCCCUGCCGUCGCCCCAGGUGGUCUUCCUCAAGGACAUCGUCUGCUACCUGUCCCUGCUGGAGACGGGCACGCCGGAGGACAAGCUGGAGUUCAUGUUCCGGCUGUACGACACGGACGGCAACGGGGUUCUGGACAGCUCGGAGUUGGACCGCAUCAUCAACCAGAUGGUCCACGUGGCAGAAUAUCUGGAGUGGGACUCCACAGAACUACGACCGAUCCUGAAGGAGAUGAUGGAAGAGAUCGACUACGACCGCGACGGGACGGUGACGCUGGAGGAGUGGAUCCGGGGAGGCCUCACCACCAUCCCCCUGCUGGUGCUGCUGGGCAUGGACACGGACGUGCAGGAGGACGGGCAGCACGUGUGGCGCCUCAAGCACUUCAACAAGCCGGCCUACUGCAACUUCUGCCACACCAUGCUGCUCGGGGUCCGCAAGCAGGGCCUCUGCUGCUCACUCUGCAAGUACACGGUCCACGAGCGCUGCGUGUCCAAAGACAUCGCCGCCUGCAUCAGCACCUACGCCAAGUCACGGAGACACACCAACGCCAUGCAGCACGUCUGGAUGGAGGGGAACUCCCCGGCAAAGUGCGACCGCUGUCGCCGCAGCAUCAAGUGCUACCAGGGCCUGACGGGCCUGCACUGCGUCUGGUGUCAGGUCUCGCUCCACAACAAGUGUGCGUCCAACGUGAAGCCGGAGUGUGACGGAGGAGCCCUGAGGGACCACACUCUGCUGCCCUCCUACAUCUGCCCCGUCGUCCUGGACCGCCACACGGCGGUGAAGCGUGGCGAGGGGGAGUCGCCGCCGCCCGGCACCAACCCCGACGACGUCGGCCACACCUUCAGGUUCUCCACCGGAGACGGACAGGCGCUGCAGGUCAGCCCUCCUCCGGGCACUCACCCGCUCCUGGUGCUGGUCAACCCCAAGAGUGGAGGCAGGCAGGGGGAGCGGGUGCUGAGGAAGUUCAGGUACCUGCUGAACCCCCGGCAGGUGUACAGCCUGGAGCAAGGGGGGCCGAUGGUGGGGCUCAACUUUUUCCACGACGUGCCCGACUUCCGGGUGCUGGCCUGCGGAGGCGACGGCACCGUGGGCUGGAUCCUGGACUGCAUCGAUAAGGCCAACUUGGCCCGGCGCCCCCCGGUGGCCAUCCUGCCCCUCGGCACGGGGAACGACCUCGCCCGCUGCCUCCGCUGGGGGGGAGGUUACGAGGGCGGCAGCCUGCUGAAGUUCCUCCGGGACAUCGAACACGGCGCCGAGGUGGCGCUGGACCGCUGGAACAUCGACAUCGUCCCCGACGACAAGGAGGAGAAGGGCGACCCCGUCCCCUACAGCAUCGUCAACAACUACUUCUCCAUCGGCGUGGACGCCUCCAUCGCCCAUCGCUUCCACCUGAUGCGGGAGAAGCACCCCGAGAAGUUCAACAGCAGGAUGAAGAACAAGCUGUGGUACUUUGAGUUCGGCACCACGGAGACGAUAUCGGCCACCUGCAAGAAGCUCAACGAGUGCAUCGAGGUGGAGUGCGACGGCAUCAUCGUGGACCUCAGCAACACCUCCUUGGAGGGCAUCGCCGUGCUCAACAUUCCCAGCAUGCACGGCGGCUCCAACCUGUGGGGCGAGUCGAAGAAGAGGAGGAACUACAACCGCAUGAGCAAGAAGGUUCCCGACAGGACGGCGGCCGGCACCGUCACGGACGCCAAGGAGCUCAAGUUCUGCAUGCAAGACUUCAGGGACCAGCUGGUGGAGGUGGUCGGCCUGGAAGGGGCGAUCGAGAUGGGUCAGAUCUACACCGGACUGAAGAGCGCCGGACGCAGACUGGCCCAGUGUGCCAACGUCACCAUCAGGACGUCCCGCCGGCUGCCGAUGCAGAUCGAUGGCGAGCCGUGGAUGCAGCCCCCCUGCACGAUCCGGAUCACGCACAUGAACCAGGUCCCGGUUCUGCUCGGCCCGCCGCAGAAGACGGCGUUCUUCUUCUUCAAGAAGCGCAACCGGAGCCGCGACUAGGACACACAAAACCACACACACACACACACACACACACGCACAGUACACACACACACACACGCCGCCCACUGUACAGGCCUUCAGACCCCCCCCCCCCCCCCGAAGGAACCUGCAGUGAUGGACAGACUCUCAGCAUACAGCACCGACCUUUUCCUGUGUAGCCGCCGACCUCUGGUCUGGUCCCCCCACCCCCCCCCGCCCUUCUAAAUAAGAGGGUGCCACACAGCGAGAAAGAGGAAGAGGAGGGUCAGAGAAACCAAAGUGCGAGCAGUGACCGUGGUUGUUUACACGGCCGGUGAGUAGCGAGAGAGUAAGCUCCGCCUCUUUCGGUCAAAAACGACCGUCUGAAUAAUGAAGCGGCGGGCGCUUGUAAGAGCACGACCUCUGGGGGGGAGGGGUACCGGCGGCCCGGAGUGGACGAGUUAGGAGAGAGAGGAACGUUCCUUCACGUUGCUACACACAGAACAAUAAAGGCUCUGUGGUUCUACGAGGAACCCUCACCUACUGGAGAACCUUUGUUUGGUUUGAGGCGCCAUUAUAGGUCCUUUGAAGAACUAUUUAAGGAAAUGGUUCUCUAAAGAACCCUGGUUUGAAAGAACCUAUAAAGGUGUUUUAAAGAACCUUAAAAAAAUGGUUCUUUAAGGCACCAAUUCUGGCUCGACAGAAACCUGGGUUCUUUAAAGCUGGUUUUAAAGGUUCUUUAUGGAGCCAGAAACGGUUCUUCUAUUGCAUCACCCUGAAGAACCAUUUUCGGUUCCAGCUGGCACCUUCAUGUUUCUGUGUGCACGAGGAAGGUUAAAUUUGAUCGUGCAACCGACGCCUCUACGUGACCUCUAUGUGACCUCUACGUGACCUCUACGUGACCUCCAUCAGCAAAACCAGACCCCCCGCCAGAGGAACCGGCUGUUUCCACGCCGUCAUUCUCGACGGCCGCCAUCAAGUCCAAAUCCUACACGUCAGACCAAAAAAACUACAGCCGAUGUUCCCAGAAUAUUCCGUCAGCUCAGACCCUCAGGGGACAUCGACACCUCGCUGAGGGGAGGCCGGGCCGAGUUCAGGGAAGUGACCUUUGUGUCGGUGGGCUCUACUGAGCACGUGCAGAGUGCGGACAGGAAACAGAACUACGCCCGCGACGGCCGGCAGCAGAACCCGAGGACUGACACGGCCGCAUGCCACAGGACCCGUCCACUGGGGCGGGGCUUAGAUGAACCCCCUGGAGGGUUUAGAUGAUCCCUCUGGAGGGUUUAGAUGAUCCCUCUGGAGGGUUUAGAUGAUCCCUCUGGAGGGUUUAGAGAGGCGAUGCUCAGUGUUGAUGAAGAAUGUAUCCAUAUUACGUAGUGUGUGUACAACAUGUGUGUGUGUGUACGAUAAUGUACACACACGUGUGUUUUCAUAUGUCGUGGUUGUUAAUAAUGUGGAGCUCUUAGCGUAGAGGAGUUCAGGUCAGUGUUCUAGUCGCUCCUUCACAUCGAUUGUCGCGUCAUCUUCUCUCCCCGAAAUGCAUCGAGCUCGUAUAUCGAUAGUGACAUAGACCACUGAUGAAGCUUAUUCAAUUAAUAUAUAUAUAUAUAUAUAUAUAUAUAUAUAUAUAUAUAAAUAUACAACAUAUAUAUAUGUUAUACAUGUUAUAUCUAUCUAAAUAUAUAACAUUUAU
This is a messenger RNA of Pseudoliparis swirei, 4613 nucleotides long. RefSeq names its product diacylglycerol kinase beta (gene dgkg). Gene Ontology annotation, molecular function: ATP-dependent diacylglycerol kinase activity; calcium ion binding. Bases 293 to 2959 code for a protein of 888 amino acids. The transcript has 26 exons. Gene Ontology annotation, biological process: intracellular signal transduction; diacylglycerol metabolic process; lipid phosphorylation. The record is from RefSeq and is a predicted model, not a curated record. NCBI's taxonomy places the organism in Eukaryota, Metazoa, Chordata, Actinopteri, Perciformes, Liparidae. Gene Ontology annotation, cellular component: plasma membrane.